ACGCAAGAGGAGGUUGGGGUGGAAUGGGGGUGCUGCGAAAGAACUGGGCUGUAACCCGCUGCAGAGCGCUGACCACGCCCCUCUAGGUGAGUUAGCCCAGGUACUCUGGACAGGUUCUGUCCAGCCCGCCCUCUCCCUAUCUUCCUUUAGCAGUAACCCUCCUCCCCACCCCCCAGGACUGAGGAAGGGUAGAAAAGGUAGAGGACGCCUCCCCCACCCUACUCCCCGCCGCGCUCCAGGGCUGUUUGCUUGCAGCUCCCAGGUGGUCACACUCCCUGCACCUGGGGAGCUAGCUCCCAGGCACGUGAAGAACGGAAAGGAGCCUGUUUCCUACUCCACCCUGGGUUCUCUUGAAGCCACUCUACAGUCCUGUCAUGACUGCGUCACCCCCUGUCGAAAAUGUCUCCAUUAGCUGCCCUGUCCCCACUCCCCAAACAGGUUGGUCCUGUUGGGGUAGGGGAAUGGUUAAGUACCGAUUGAACCUGACACUCCAGGAUAGCCCCGGGGAGAGGCCAGCGACCUAACCUCUCCUGCUCCCCCCUCUUUUCUUUCCAACCACUUUCCCUCACAUCCCCUGCUGGGAAACCGGCUUCACCCUGAUCCUGAUCUCUGCCCCUCUGUGGGUGGCUGGUUAUCCUUGACCAGCUUCUGUUCCAGCUGGUCCCAGGGUCACUGUUGGAGUGCUAGAUGGAGCCUUUCUCUGUCCUCUGUGACAUUUCCAAUUUUAGAUAAUGCCUCACAUCUCUGUCCCCCCGGGACCUCCUGGAGCCCCCAUGAUCCAGAAGAAGACAGCUUGAACCUAGACCUCACCCCAGGAUGUUGCGGAGGCUGUUGGAGAGGCCCUGUACACUGGCCCUGCUUGUGGGCUCCCAGCUGGCCGUCAUGAUGUACCUGUCACUGGGGGGCUUCCGAAGCCUCAGUGCCCUAUUUGGCCGAGAGCAGGGGCCGACAUUUGACUAUUCUCAUCCCCAUGAUGUCUACAGUAACCUCACUCACCUGCCUGGAGCCCCUGCUGCCCCAGGGGGCCCUCCAGCUCCUCAAGGUCUGCCAUACUGUCCAGAACGAUCUCCUCUCUUAGUGGGUCCCGUGUCCGUGUCCUUUAGUCCAGUGCCGUCGCUGGCAGAGAUUGUGGAGAGGAAUCCCCGAGUGGAACCGGGGGGCCGGUACCACCCCGCAGGGUGUGAGCCCCGCUCCAGAACAGCCAUCAUUGUGCCCCACCGUGCCCGGGAGCACCACCUGCGCCUGCUGCUCUACCACCUGCACCCCUUCUUGCAGCGCCAGCAGCUUGCUUACGGCAUCUAUGUCAUCCACCAGGCUGGAAAUGGAACAUUUAACAGGGCAAAGCUGCUGAAUGUUGGAGUGCGGGAGGCCCUGCGUGAUGAAGAGUGGGACUGCCUGUUCUUGCAUGAUGUUGACCUCCUGCCAGAGAAUGACCACAAUCUGUAUGUGUGUGAUCCCCGGGGACCCCGGCAUGUUGCUGUUGCCAUGAACAAGUUUGGAUACAGCCUCCCGUACCCCCAGUACUUUGGAGGGGUCUCGGCGCUCACUCCUGACCAGUACCUGAAGAUAAAUGGCUUCCCCAAUGAAUAUUGGGGCUGGGGUGGUGAAGAUGACGACAUUGCUACCAGGGUACGCCUGGCUGGGAUGAAGAUCUCUCGCCCCCCCACGUCUGUGGGACACUAUAAGAUGGUGAAGCACCGAGGAGAUAAGGGCAACGAGGAAAAUCCACACAGAUUUGACCUCCUGGUCCGUACCCAGAAUUCAUGGACGCAAGAUGGGAUGAACUCACUGACCUACCGAUUGCUGGCUCGAGAGCUGGGCCCUCUCUAUACCAAUAUCACAGCAGACAUUGGAACAGACCCUCGGGGUCCUCGGACUCUCUCUGGUCCCCGUUACCCACCUGGUUCCUCCCAGGCCUUCCGUCAAGAGAUGCUGCAGCGCCGGCCCCCAGCCAGGCCUGACCCGCCACCUACUGCCAACCACACAGCCCCCCAUGGUUCACACUGACUCCUCCUUCCUGCCUACCU
Messenger RNA from Diceros bicornis minor, 2027 nucleotides. RefSeq names its product beta-1,4-galactosyltransferase 3 (gene B4GALT3). Bases 817 to 2007 code for a protein of 396 amino acids. The record is from RefSeq and is a predicted model, not a curated record. The transcript is spliced from 7 exons. Gene Ontology annotation, biological process: galactosylceramide biosynthetic process; carbohydrate metabolic process. Gene Ontology annotation, molecular function: glycosyltransferase activity. Lineage: Eukaryota; Metazoa; Chordata; Mammalia; Perissodactyla; Rhinocerotidae.